UCUACACGUGCAGAAGGGCUGCACUCGCUGGAUGCAACACUUCUUCCUGUUUACGGUGGUCAUAGCCGUCAAAUAAACCAGUUUGUUGAUAACAAUAUCGGUUUGAUUUCCACUUUUCAUGUAGCUAAUUUCACUGAUUCACAGUGAUCAUGAUUCCUUACACUGUGAAUAUCAAGCUUGCCGCACGGACGUUGACUGGCACACUCAAUUUACAAAACAAAACCGCUGUAGAUUGGGGUUGGCAGGGGCUCAUCGCUCAGGGCUGCCACUCCAGCAUCCUCAUCAUCGAUCCCAAGACCGCUCAGACCAUCCAGGUUCUCGAGAGGCACAAAGCCAACGUCGUCAAGGUGAAAUGGUCGAGGGAGAACUACCACCACAGCCUGAGCGCCCCCUACUCCCUGAGGCUGGCGUCGGCCGACGCCGCCGGCAAGAUCAUCGUUUGGGACGUGGUGAGCGGGACGGCCCACUGCGAGAUCCAGGAGCACGCCAAGCCCAUUCAGGACAUGGAUUGGCUGUGGACGCAGGACGCGUCACGUGACCUCCUCCUGGCCGUCCACCCGCCCAACUACAUCGUCCUGUGGAACGGGGACACGGGGACCAAGCUGUGGAAGAAGAGCUAUGCUGAAAACAUCCUGUCUUUCUCCUUCGACCCCUUUGACCCCUGCAACCUCGCGCUGCUGACCAGCGAGGGCAUCGUCUUUAUCACAGACUUCUCUCACUCCAAGCCUCCGGGCAGUGGAGGUAAGAAGGUCUACAUCGCCAGCCCCCACGCUAGCCCCGCCCACAAUAAACCCGCCGCCCCCACCGGCGCCAAGAAAGCUUUGAACAAGGUCAAGGUGCUCAUCACCAACGAAAAGCCCAGCGCUGAGGCGGUGACGCUGAACGACUGCCUGCAGCUGUCCUACCUGCCCUCCAAGCGCAACCACAUGCUGCUGCUGUACCCGCGGGAGAUCCUCAUCCUGGACCUGGAGCUCAGCCAGACCGUGGGCGUGGUCGCCAUCGAGCGCUCCGGCGUCCCCUUCAUCCAGGUGGUCCCGUGCGCUCAGAGGGAUGCUCUGUUCUGUCUCCAUGAGAACGGCUGCGUCACCCUGCGGCUGUGCCGCUCCGCCUCCGCCUCCGCCGACGAAUCAGAUCCGGAGCAGAGCGCGCAGGAGCUGGUGUACGACCUGCGCUCGCAGUGCGACGCCAUCCGCGUCACCAAGACCGUGCGCCCGUACCGCGUGGUCGUCUGCCCCGUCAACGAGAACAGCGCCGCCCUGGUGGUCAGCGACGGCAGGGUCAUGCUGUGGGAGCUCAAGGCCCAUGUUAUCAAGCCCACCGUCAAUCCCAGUUCUGGGCUGUCUCCUCUCUACUCCCCAGGCUUGUUUGGUGGCGCUCCUUUGGGUCAGAACCGCAGAAAGAUCCUGGAUCUCUCCCUCAACACCAUGAUCGGUCAGAGUUUGGUUUCUGGGAGCGAACCCCCUUCCCUUCCGGCGCAGCAGGAGGUGCAGCUGAAGUUCCUCCUGACGGGGCUCCUCUCGGGGUUACCCCUGCCCCCCUUCGCCCUGCGCAUGUGCCCCCCGCUGACCACCAAGAACAUCAACCACUAUCAGCCCCUGCUGGCCGUGGGUACGAGCACCGGGUCUGUCCUCGUCUACAACCUGACCGGCGGCCUCCUGCACAAGGAGCUGAGCGUCCACUCCUGCGAAGUCAGGGGUAUCGAAUGGAUCAGUCUCACCAGUUUCCUGUCCUUCGCCACGUCCGCUCCCAACAACCUGGGCCUGGUGAGGAAUGAGCUCCAGCACGUUGACCUGCCCACAGGCAGGUGCUUUGCAUUUCGGGGCGAGCGAGGGAAUGAUGAACCGCCGAUCGAGAUGAUUAAAGUAUCCCAUCUGAAGCAGUACCUGGUAGUGGUGUUCAGAGACAAGCCGCUGGAGCUGUGGGACGUGAGGACGGGAACCCUGCUGAGGGAGAUGGCGAAGAACUUCCCCACCGUGACUGCGCUGGAAUGGUCUCCCUCCCAUAACCUGAAGAGUCUGAAGAAGAAGCAGCUGGCUGCUCGGGAGGCCAUGGCCCGGCAGACCGUGUCCGACUCCGAGCAGAGCAGCGUGGAGUCCUCCGUCAUCAGCAUGCUGCAGGACGCGGAGAGCAAGGCCGAGCUCAGCCAGGGCAUUUCCGCGCGGGAGCACUUCGUCUUCACCGACACCGACGGGCAGGUCUACCACAUCACCGUGGAGGGGAACACGGUCAAGGACGGGGCGCGGAUCCCCCCCGACGGCAGUAUGGGUAGUAUCGCCUGCAUCGCCUGGAAAGGCGACACGCUGGUCCUGGGGGACGUGGACGGGAACCUCAACUUCUGGGACCUGAAGGCCCGUCUGUCCCGGAGCAUCCCCACACACAGGGGCUGGGUGAAGAAGCUGCGCUUUGCUCCUGGGAAGGGGAACCAGAAGCUGCUGGUGAUGUACACAGACGGCACCGAGGUGUGGGACACUAAAGAGGUCCAGAUGGUGAGCAGCCUCAGGAUGGGUCGGAACGUGACCCACCGCAUCCUGGACAUCGACUGGUGCACCUCGGACAAGGUGGUGCUGGCGUCGGACGACGGCUGCAUCCGGGUCCUGGAGAUGGCCAUGAAGUCGGCCAGCUACAGGAUGGACGAGCAGGACCUGAACGAGCCGGUGUGGUGCCCGUACCUCCUGCCCCCCCGUGCCUCCCUCACUCUGAAGGCCUUCCUCCUGCUGCAGCCCUGGGCCGGCUCCUUCACCAUGGACAUCACCCAGAUCGAUUACGCGGAGAAGGACGAAAUUAAGGGCCUCAUCCAGGAGCAGCUGAACUCCCUCUCCAAUGACAUCAGGGGCAUCCUGCAGGACCCUGAGCUGAACCAGCUGCAGCGCUGCCUGCUGGUGUCGCGGCUGUUUGGAGAUGAGUCGGACCUGCAGUUCUGGACGGUGGCGGCGCACUACCUGCAGUCCUUCUCUCAGGCCAGGCAGCUGAGCGUGCCCGUCCCUGAGGGCCCGGAGGAGGCGGAGCCUGCCCAGGGGCUGCCAACCUCACACCUGGACAUCUGCCACGACACGCUGUGUGAGAGCGCCUACUUCCAGCGCUUUCAGCUGGAAAGAGUUCACCUGCAAGAAGUGAAGAGGUCCAGCUAUGAGCACACCAAGAAGUGUGCAGACCAGCUCCUCCUGCUGGGACAGACUGACCGGGCAGUACAGCUGCUGUUGGAGACCAGCGCAGACAACCCCAGCUACUACUGUGACUCUCUCAAAGCCUGCCUGGUCACCACCAUCACCUCCUCUGGGCCCUCCCAGAGCACCAUCAAACUGGUGGCCACCAACAUGAUCGCCAACGGCAAGCUGGCAGAGGGUGUGCAGUUGCUUUGUUUGAUUGACAAAGCCGCCGACGCCUGCCGUUACCUGCAGACCUAUGGGGAGUGGAAUCGCGCCGCCUGGUUGGCUAAGGUGCGGCUGACCCCAGCAGAGGGCUCAGACGUGCUGAAGCGUUGGGCGGAGCACCUGUGCUCCUCGCAGGUCAAUCAGAAGUCCAAGGCCAUCCUGGUGCUGCUGUCCCUCGGCUGCUUCCUCAGAGUGGGGGAGAUGCUGCACAGCAUGCGCUACUUCGACCGGGCGGCGCUGUUCAUCGAGGCCUGUCUGAAGUACGGAGUGAUGGAGGCCAACGACAGCACCAAUAAGCUGAUAGGCGCUGCGUUUGCGGACUACGCCCAGCUGUUGCGCUCCAUGGGCCUGACGGAGGCGGCGGCGCUGUGGGCCUCGCGGGCGGGGGGCGCGGGCGAGGACCUGCUGGAGGAGCUCUUCCAGGGCGCUGGAGCCGGGGAGGGGGGCCCGGGCACCCAGGAGGACCUGGAGGACGGGGGGACGGCCCCUUCCCCAGAGUGAGCCCAGGAGCAGGGGGGAGACGAGGGAGCGGGAGGAGAGGCGUAAUGAUGGACUGAUGGGGGGUGAAACAGAAGAUACAGGUUUGAUAAAUGAAGAGGAAAGUGAAGAAUGAUGAACGGGGAGGAAUGAAGGAGGAAUGAAGAGAGACGGGUGGUUCAGUGUGGACGCUCCUUCCCUGCCCACUUCCUGUUUGGCUCUUUGACCCCCAUGCUCCUGCUGUCUGUCUCUCCCCCUCUCACUCUCCUCUUCUCUUAUGACCCCCAAAACUCUGAACUGAACUUCACUGGUGAAGACGACUGAAAGAUCGGGAUCAAGCAUGGCCUCUCCUGCUCAGACGCUGAAAAACUGUCCUGGUUUAUACGUGCUUGUCUAUUCGCUGUGUGUAGCGGUGCGUGUUGGCUGUUUUCUCUGUUAGAUGUUAGGUUAAAAUGCUCUCUCUCACACAAAUACAUUUGCACGCACGCACACACCUCUUGUCUCAUGAUAAUUAUUUUUAAAAUACGAUUUUCUUGCCCCUCUUUUUUUGUAUGUUACUUUUGACUUUUUUAUGACCUGAACACAGACGUGUAGAAGCGUUGAAGGAUGGUUCUUCUAGCGCUGCGCAUACGCUCUCUCCGUUCUUUCAGGAAAAGCGCCCCAACCCUCUGGAGUCUCGUAAAACCCUGUAAGAAAAACGAACCUUGGCUUAUUAUGUCCUUCAAAUGUUUUUUUUGAAUGUCUGGAUUUGGCGGCUAAUUCCCUGAAGUGGAGUUGCUGCUGGGGAGGGCUGCUAAGUCAGGCUGUUAUUGAGCUGACGGUGUGUGAAAGAACAGCCUUCAUUACCUCCCUUUCCCCUGGUGCGGUGUUUCCUUGUGGCUUUGCUUAGUUCUCUGGGUCCUGAUCUUUUUUUGUUUAUCAGACUGAUCACCUCUGUUGUUCGUGGGUUUAUUUCUGUCCUGUAGUGCAUAGAAGCGACAGAAUUACAUUCCAGGAAUGUUAUUUGCACUUUCUUCAGCCAAAAACUUUCCUUUUUAUCCCAAAGUUGCUUCGUAGUGUGGAUCAUUUAAAAUGAAUAGGAGCAAACCAAAUUGAAGGAUAAAUAAUUUAACUUGGACUCCAGAGUUUUAAGACCCUACAGGGAGCGUAUAAAUGUAAAACCUGUCAGAAUGGUUCCCGUGGACACAGAGUAGCAAGGCUGCUGUUGGGCCCAGCAGUGGAGUGCACAAGUUUGCCACCUAUAGGGCACAGCGGGGCAUUGCGGGUCUCUUUCCCAGGUCGAGCAGAGCAGAGCGUCAGCUGUGGGUUCUAAGAGCUCUCUACGAGCGACUCAGAAGGCCGACUGCGGGAGAACCACGGCCGUGUUUAAACUUUAAAUUCUGAGCGACGCUGAAAGGAUCAGAUAAGAUGUCUGCUUUAAGCCAGAGAUGAAGGCCGAGACAGUCCUCAGACGUCUUAGCGGGCACGCAGAUGGGAAAUUAGACUGGAUCAAACGGAGCUGCGCACUGUCUCGACAGGGAAAGUUUCUUGGCAAAUAUUGAUGAAACUUUAUGCAUCUUUAUAGAGGGCAUAUGACGGAUGGUGUAUUUUUUGUUUAAAUGGAGUCCUGUAUGGAAAAAAAAUAUCUAUUUUCCCUUAAAUGCUUAGAUGUAUGAAGAUCUCGUAUAUGUGCUAAUAUACAAUUGUUCUUGCAAGCAUUUGGUACAAUCCUGAGGGCUAUGUUAUGCUUUUCUCUGUAUUCUAUGUGCCAUGCAUUGGUUAAUCACUGGGACAUUGAACCUUGUGUAAUUUUGAUUACAGAAAUCUGUGUUCUUUAAAGCUUUCAGUGGAAUGGACUGACUGAAUUUGGUAGGGAGAAGCUAUUGACAUUUUAUCAUGCAGUCUUCUUGAUUGCCGAUUAUUUCAUUGGAUGAUACCUGGUCAUGUGGUAUGUACCUGAAUCCGGUGUUUUGUAAUUGAAAAGGCAUCUGCAUUAAAGACAGGCCCUCUGGCACGAUCUGAGCCUUUUUAGAGAUUUGCAAUGUAUUCAAACUCAGAGACUGUGGAGGGUUACAGUGUCUCUAGUUCUGAUUAUUCCAGCAUCCUUUGGUCACACAGUGAGAAAGUAAGAGAGCUUUAAUGUAGGCACCCAGCAGGAGAUGUCUUCUAGAGACGGAGCAGUGAGAGAGAGCUCAGCUGUUGCAUUCUGGGGUUUUGGCAAUAUGGUAUUUGUUUUUCUUAGUAAUGGAAAUUGACUGAUGGCUUUUAGAAGGUGCUAAUGUCUGCGGGUGGGCAGUGAGUUCUGCUUCCCAGCAGGGGGCAGUGUUGGUUGCAGGGGAGUGUUGACCAACCCCCCGCACAGCUUCCUAAAAGUGCUCUAUCUGACUAAUGUUUUUAUUUUCUAACAUUGGGUUUUUCAAGGAUUUAAUACGUUCUUAUUGCUUAAUUAUUUUUUCUACUUUAACUUUGGAUUGUUUUAUCUAUUUUCUAACAUACCUGUAUUUUAAUGAAAACCUUUAUUUUUGUUGUGUGCUUUGUGGCUCUUUAACAGAGUCAUUAAACAGACUGACCUCUUUGUCUUUCAGUAAAAUGUGGCGAAUCGGUCCAAAACCUUACUCAGUAUAUGUGAAUGUUUAAAUCAAUAUUAAUCCAUGACAUUAGUAGGUGAAUUAUAACUUGUUUAUUCCCUGGCCAGAAUCAAUCAUAUCUUUGACCACCAGUCAACUACAGCAGCAACAAAGUACUGGAUUUGUGUAAAAUUCCUGGGUGUUUAACAUGGGUAUCUUUGCUUAAAUGGAAAAUUAUGACAGCUGUGGUUUUUUGCUUGAACAUAUCAGGCUGGAUUUUUUUUUCUGUGUGUGUGUGAAAAAUGAUUACUCUUAUUAUUUCUUUAAUAUUUUCAAUGUUGCACUUUUCCAGUUUAUGAUGUGAGCAAUUAAUGUGAUUUGUUGUAGUGUGGUCGUGUACUGGGACUACCACAGCAGAAUUAUAAUGAAGUACUGUAAUUAAGGGUCUCUGCAUGCUGUUUGUUAUAGAUAGGGCCACCAGGUUGUCUCCACUCUGUGACCUGCAGGGAUUUAAACGUGUAUUCAUGUAGUUCAAUGGUUGUCCUCCAGGGGUCUGCAUCGGCACUCCCAACAGCACAUUCAAAGGACUAGUUGUACAAUUGAGCUUUUAACUGAGACAUCCAUGUUUACUUUCCUUCCUGACUCUCCUCAUACAAUUUAGUUCAUCUAGUAUGAGGAGAGUCAGGAAGGAAAGUAAACAUAGAUGGAGGUUUAAAUGCUACAAAAAGCAUGUCUUUGAGCCGGUGGUCCUCACUCCUGGUCACGGAGAGCUGCAGGGUCUGCUGGGUUUCAUCGUUACUCAGAACUUUAGUAGCACAGAACUCCAGCACCUCCCGUGACCCUGCCCAGGAAUAAACAGGUAUAGGUACUGGAUGGAUGGGUGGACAAACUGGUGGCCCUAGCUAUAGCCCUCCGGACACCUGACUGUGCUGAUGUGUGGGUGUGCUGCUGUGGUUAACCUGCGUUCUUAAUGGUGAAAGCGUCUGCCCCUACCAUUGCACAAACCUCCUUUCUUCUUCUUAUAAUAGCGCAACAGAUCAGCUUUAUUGUUGUCAGUGUUCACAACAUUGGUGCAGUUUAGCGGUUAGAUAUGUGACAGCAAAGUCAAUAAAUGUACAAAAGGUGUGUGUUUAUUGUUUUCUGUUUCGGAAAAACACAAGACUUGUUCAGUCCUCCGGCAGCAUCCUUGGCAUGUUUCGGAUCAGUGAUGCAACUCUUUUGAGCUCCGUCUGCAAAAUAAAUAAAAAAUUGAUCCAUUUGUACAUACUGCAAGCAAUAAAAUCUUUUAAAAGCUACAUU
Messenger RNA from Anguilla anguilla (European eel), 7693 nucleotides. RefSeq names its product WD repeat domain 11 (gene wdr11). Lineage: Eukaryota; Metazoa; Chordata; Actinopteri; Anguilliformes; Anguillidae. The transcript has 29 exons. Gene Ontology annotation, cellular component: cytoplasm. The record is from RefSeq and is a predicted model, not a curated record. The coding region runs from base 150 to 3872 and encodes 1240 amino acids. Gene Ontology annotation, molecular function: protein binding.